AUGUCCGACAACACCGGCAGCAGCGGCACGAACCCGCUCAAGCGACCGGCGUCGCCCGCCGAGGUCUCGCAGUACCUCCAGGAGACGCACGACCGCCUCUUCGACAACAACCGCGCCUGGGCCGCCGACAAGGCGCAAAAGGACCCCGGGUACUUUGCCCGCCUCUCGGCCGGCCAGUCGCCCGAGUACCUCUGGAUCGGCUGCUCCGACUCGCGCAUCCCCGCCGAGCAGAUCACGGGCCUCGAGCCCGGCGAGGCCUUCAUCCACCGCAACAUCGCCAACCUCGUCUGCAACACGGACCUCAACGUCAUGAGCGUCAUCAACUACGCCGUCCGCCACCUCGGCGUCAAGCACAUCAUCGUGUGCGGCCACUACGGCUGCGGCGGCGUCAAGGCCGCCAUGACCCCCAAGGACCUCGGCCUGCUCAACCCCUGGCUGCGAAACAUCCGCGACGUCUACCGCCUGCACGAGAAGGAGCUCGACGCUAUCCCCGACGAGGAGGCCCGCUACAACCGCCUCGUCGAGCUCAACGUCGAGGAGCAGUGCCGCAACAUUGUCAAGACGGCCGCCGUCCAGCAGUCGUACGCCAAGAACCAGUACCCCGUCGUCCACGGCUGGGUCUUUGGCUUCCACGACGGCCUGCUCAAGGACCUCAAGAUUGACUUCCAGGCCAUGCUCAAGAAUGUGCAAAAGAUUUACAACCUGACCGACUAA
Purpureocillium lilacinum is the source of this 714-nucleotide messenger RNA. RefSeq lists its product as uncharacterized. Lineage: Eukaryota; Fungi; Ascomycota; Sordariomycetes; Hypocreales; Ophiocordycipitaceae. Gene Ontology annotation, molecular function: carbonate dehydratase activity; zinc ion binding. The record is from RefSeq and is a predicted model, not a curated record. Gene Ontology annotation, biological process: carbon utilization; cellular response to carbon dioxide; cellular response to oxidative stress. Gene Ontology annotation, cellular component: cytoplasm.